UUUUAUUUCAGGAAAAAUGAAAGAAAAUCAGGAAAAAAGGCAGAGGAAUAAAGGUACAACGGCCACAACCGAUAAUACUAUAUCGAAUGAGGAUAGUAUUAUUUCAACUUCAGAAGAAAGUGGAUGGAAAUCUCCUAGUCAGUUGAAACAAGAAGUGCAAACGAUUAUCGAUAUAAUGGGGCCCCCAAUGUCGCCAAACUUCAAUUAUAAUACAAGCAGCGAUGCUGAUAAUGAAGAAUCCGCGUAUUCGAAUUUGAGAAUUUCAACGGCAAAUGAAACCAAUUGUACAGAUUGCAAUAAACCCGAACCUUGUGAGUGCUCCGAAUCGGAAAAAUCCCUCACAAUAAUGGAGCCAUUGUCAAGUUCCAAAGACGAUCAGAACAUAUCGACAACCGCCGCCGAUUUGAACACGUCAGUUUCGCCGACUUUGGACGAUUUAACCGAUCCGAAAGUCAAUUUUCCUUAUGUCGAUAACUUUUGCAAUACUUCCGACCUUCCGCAGUACACCAUUUGUCCGCCCCCGCUAAUGCCGGCAAACAUUUGCGUCAAUUCCGAAUGUUUUUGUCCUCAAGUUUCUAGCAUUUUGCAUGGAAAAAAUAUACCGCCCGUUUUUAAUGGGGAUUUUACGUAUGAAGCUGUACAACCAAACCAACGUGCUGUUGAAUGCACUAAAUCUAUCAAGGACAAAAAUGUGGUUUUCAGUUGGUUGAGAUCCAUAAUGUCUUCAAAAUUUGAAAAUGGUUGCAAUAAAUGCAACCAGAGCGAAUAUUAUAAGAUGAAUGUUAAAAAAAAUAUCGAUGAUGAUGGUAGUCCUCCAAGGCGAGUUGUAUUUGAAUUGGUAGACUCAAAAAUCAAAAAACCAUGUGAGCCAUGCAACGAUCCAAUGAACAUUGAUGUAAAAAAGAAAAAAAACGCAAAAAAUCAAAGACUUCAAUGCCGUCCAAAACAGUGUAUACAAAACGUUUUGGUACCACAAAGCCGUAAGUCCAAAAAACCAGUUGAAAAGACACUGCAUUGUGACUCUUCUGGAAAAACUAGAGUCGAUGUGUAUUAUUUUGAUCACGGUUCCUACAAUCAUUAUCAAACAACCGAUGCACCUCCAUUAGUAACCACAGAAGAAAUAGCAGAUCUAACAGAGAAACAUACAACCAGAUUUUGGGCGGAACUUUUCGGCUCAAUACACAUUGGAUUUUCGUUUGCAACUUCAUUCAUUUUACAAUUGUUUAGAUUCAUCCUGUAUAGUAUCUGUCGUCCACUGACAAUCGGUUUAAUCCAGCUGGCGUCUGAUUAUUUUUUCAAACCUCUCCUGGCCACAGUGUUUAAUGGUAUUUUACAACCGGCCCUUAUAUUUAUAUACAACAUUUUGGCGACUUUACGCGACAUUUGCGAUCCCAUAGCCGAAGGAAUUGGAUAUUUUCUAAGGGAAUUGGCAGUUUUGGUGCAAGCUUUUAGGUUUGUCGAAAUUAGAAGGGAAUGUAAAUGUUGUAAUGACAGUAAUAAGUGCGAUAGGAAAGUGAAGAAAGAGAGGAGUAUGUGUUAGGAAUUUAUUUUGUAUUAGUGAUAUUAUUUUAAGUGGAAAGUGCUUAGUUAUACUCUAUUUUUUUAUGUGUACAUUUUAUAAUAUACAUGGAAGCAUACAUUUGUAUUCAAAACAGAGAAAUUUUC
Ceutorhynchus assimilis (cabbage seed weevil) is the source of this 1665-nucleotide messenger RNA. Lineage: Eukaryota; Metazoa; Arthropoda; Insecta; Coleoptera; Curculionidae. The record is from the annotation of a GenBank genome assembly.